Acanthoscelides obtectus is the source of this 660-nucleotide messenger RNA. Lineage: Eukaryota; Metazoa; Arthropoda; Insecta; Coleoptera; Chrysomelidae. The record is from the annotation of a GenBank genome assembly.
AUGAAACCAUCUAAACUGCAAGAUCAUCUGAGAAGAUGCCACCCUGAUAAAACAGAGAAAGGUUUGAAAUACUUUCAAACACUCAAAGAUAAAUUUCAGAAGAGACCUACACUGGAAAGAAUGUUCGCUUCGACGUCACAAAGAAAUGAUGAUGGUUUGCGGGCGUCUUACAAUAUCUCGUUAGGUAUAGCAAAAUCCGGAAAACGGCAUACUAUCGGAGACAAGUUAAUUUUGCCAGCCGUUGAAGAGGUUUUAAAAACUGUUUUACACAAACCUGCAUCUGAUAUCAUUAAAAGAAUUCCCUUAAGCAACAAUACUGUUGAAAGACGUAUUGAUGAAAUGAGUUCUGAUAUUGAAAGCUUCUUAUGUAAUUAUUUGCAAACGACCCAUUUCUCUAUACAACUGGACGAGUCAACUUUACCUGAUAAUGCAGCAUUAUUAUUGGCAUAUCUUCGUUUUAUUAUGAAUCAAGAAAUCUACGAAGAACUGCUCUUCGCAAGAACUUUGAUAACCGACACUAAAGGUGAAUCAAUAUUUCAUGUUUUGAAGGAUUACUUCAUUGAAAAAGCAAUUCCUUUAUCAAAUAUAAUAUCAGUAGCUACAGAUGGAGCACCUGCCAUGGUUGGACGUUAUCGUGGAUUUAUAAGCUAUAGUAUUUAA